Molecule: messenger RNA, 1981 nt
Organism: Alosa sapidissima (American shad)
Lineage: Eukaryota; Metazoa; Chordata; Actinopteri; Clupeiformes; Clupeidae
Product: transmembrane protein 229A
Exons: 2
Coding region: 631-1734 (367 amino acids)
Source: RefSeq, a predicted model, not a curated record
UUGAUUUCCCCAUUGAAUCACUAAGCAUUCAUACUCUAUUCAUAUCAUCCAUGUGCCAUUUUUUUGUUCGUGUGCUUGCUUAUUUUCAGUUCGCAUGCCUGUUAUGAGGAUGGGAGCAAUGAAAGCAAAGAAAGUAGCCCAGAAUAUGACGUGUGCCCAAAGGCCCAUUGAAAGCCACAUUGUAGCAAUGUACCGCUCAUACACCAGCCUAUGUUCCCAGGUUAAUAGUCGGUCGAGCCCUAAGGGAUAAAUUAUCACCUCAUCUAUUUGCGCACGGAACAGGCCGUUGCUCCGGUAAUGGUCGUGCAAGCUAACCAUCAGCAAAUCAUUUUACAGACUGCAAGUGUAAGCGCCCAAGAAAGACAUUGUAUACGUUUGCAAAGCAAUUUAUGUUCAUUACAAUUGCUAGACGUCGAUGGACCCACUGGUAGGACGUCAUCCGCAUUUUCCACCAUCCUACCAGUCGUUACGCCCCUCUUCAGUUGAGUUCCUGGGCUGAGAAACAACGCAUAGUCAAGUGCAGGGCUUCAACCCGGCACAGUGAGGAUUUUCGCAAGGUCCCUGAGCAAGAACGCAUAUUAUGAAUGCUGUAUAAAGAGGACUUGGCAUCUGACUCACUCGAAAGUGACCAUGACCGCUCGGCGCAGGGAUAGCCUGCGAAUACGACCGGCGGACAACGCAGGCUUGAGGUCCCCGAAAAAGCCUCGGCAACGAGAUUUGACAAGCAGCAGCAGCAGCAGCAGCAGCAACAACAGCAGCGCGGGAUACACAAGCGAAUCGAUGACUGCCCUGCCACAAUGGAUGCGCCUGUAUUUCUACGGGAUGCACGGAGUCACGUUGGACAUCGUCCUGUCAUCGGUACGCAGGUUCCUGGAUGGCAACGAUUUCAAGCUGCUGGGGUUUUCCUCACCCUACCUCUGCAUAGUGCACUCACUGACCCACUUCGUAUUGGAAAAGGUAUAUAUGCAGAAAAAGUGCUUCCAAGGACGCCCUGUUAUUUUUCACUUUAUUUUCUACCCGUCUCUCUACAUUGGCCUGCAAAUCUUAAUUGGAAACAUAUUCACAAUAACGGACAACAUCAGGGUGGUUUCAGCGACACAGCUUGUAAUUCAUUAUAUCCUCGCGUUGUACUUUACCAAUGUAUUUCAUAAAGGGUUAUUGCACCUGCAGUAUCACAGCCCCGACAAACGGAACCAGUCAAAACUGGCGGAGAAGAAGAUACAUCUUCCUGGGCUUCCCGGCAUUUUGCGAUUUCUGUUCUUUGGCAUGCACGGUUUCUUAGACGAGAUCGUCUUCACCUCGGUCUUUAACCUGUUUGAGAAGUCAGACCGGACAUUGAGCGGACACACGUCCCUGUGGUCCUUCCUGAUGUACGGCAGCUGCAGCUUCGUCGUGGAGAAACUGUACAUGCAUUUGCACUUUGCGAGAGGAUGGGACACAUGGAUGCGGCUCCCCAUCUAUAUCGUGUUCAUCUACACUUGGGAGUUCUCGUGGGGUCUUGCACUGCGCCAGUACGACGCCUGUUCGUGGGACUACUCGCACUAUCCGCUAAAUUUUAUGGGUCUGGUGACCUUGCUCUAUCUACCCGGUUGGAUAUGCCUGAGUCUUUAUCAGGACAUCCUGUCAAAUGUUCUACUGCGUGUCGUCUGUACCGAAGAGGAGAGCUUACUUGGAACAGGUGUCAAUGGGCGCCCCUCGUCCAGAAAAGCUGGUUUUAAACGAUACAUUGAAUAGGUUUACUAAACUACUAGGGUUAUACAUGCCAUCUAGUGGUGUACACACGCGGCACACUAAUGUAUUUCCUCAGAGAAAAUGAUACGUAGCUGUAUCAACAGCUUUAUUAUCAUUCUGAUCUACGUCUUAUCACUUUGUAGUAAGAAAAAUCUGAACAACACCACAAUAAUCUUUUAAAGAACCGGUUUCUAAGAGGUGUUUUCCGUCUGUCCAUGCACCUGUACUGUACUCUCAUCACUGUAACUAA